AUGGCGACAGUGGUAGAUACACGUUAUGAAUACCUGCCAUCUAGUCAUAUAACGUCAGUACCUGACAAUAGAUCGAAUAAAUCAAGUAACCGGAAACUGAUGGAAGUACAUUGUUCAAACGCUCCAUGCUACGAUAUACCAACUAAUACACAUCUCCUGUGCAGUUCACCAUCACCAACAUCAAUGAUAAGUAGUCAAUCAACAGGAUCAACUUUAUUGAAAGACAAGUUCAUAUAUGAUUCUUAUUUAGAACAAAACUUGAAUCUUUUACAAGAUGAUAAAAAUAACCUAAUUAAUAUUACUUCAGACAAUAGAAUUGAAAAUUAUAAUGAAAAUUUAGGAAAAUUAUACUUAACUGGUUAUUUAUACACACCAAUAGAACCAGUAUUACACGAAAACAUAACAAUAUCAACUACGAAAGUCACUACAAUGCCAACAACAAAAUUCAACGUAAAAUUACCUCAACAUCAACAAUGUGAAAUUAAGCCAACCAAAAUACCUUCACAUAUUCAAACAAAUAGUAGUCUUGUUAUUCCACAACCAUUAUUCAUACAACCUACAUAUUCACCAUUUAUAAAAGCUGAAAAUAAUAAUAAUAAUUCUGCUUUCAUUGCAACUACGGUGACAACAACAAAAAGUAUUACUGGGCAAACUCUUACAAUCACAGAAAAUCCAGGUCAUAUUUCAUAG
Heterobilharzia americana is the source of this 690-nucleotide messenger RNA. NCBI's taxonomy places the organism in Eukaryota, Metazoa, Platyhelminthes, Trematoda, Strigeidida, Schistosomatidae. The record is from the annotation of a GenBank genome assembly.